This is a messenger RNA of Aspergillus tanneri, 834 nucleotides long. It is a transcript of the gene RKI1, whose product is annotated as ribose-5-phosphate isomerase RKI1. NCBI's taxonomy places the organism in Eukaryota, Fungi, Ascomycota, Eurotiomycetes, Eurotiales, Aspergillaceae. The transcript has 2 exons. Gene Ontology annotation, molecular function: ribose-5-phosphate isomerase activity. Bases 1 to 834 code for a protein of 277 amino acids. Gene Ontology annotation, biological process: D-ribose metabolic process; pentose-phosphate shunt, non-oxidative branch. Gene Ontology annotation, cellular component: intracellular membrane-bounded organelle. The record is from RefSeq and is a predicted model, not a curated record.
AUGGCCAGUAUUGUCGAAGAAGCAAAACGCGCAGCCGGCAAGGCUGCCGUGCAGAACCACUACCCUAAGGACGCUAAAUUUGUUGGAAUUGGAAGCGGUUCUACAAUUGUCUACGUCGUCAAAGCCAUCAAGGAAUCCGGGGUAGACACCUCUCUCACUAAAUACGUGCCAACAGGCUUCCAAUCCAAACAACUCAUCGUCUCCCAUGGAUUGACGGCUGUGGACUUUGAUUCAAUCCCGGAGGGAACUAUUUUGGAUGUGGCCUUCGAUGGUGCGGACGAAGUAGAUGACGAUCUAAAUCUAAUUAAGGGUGGUGGUGCCUGUCUGUUCCAGGAAAAAAUCGUUGCUCUCCAGGCGAAGGAGUUCAUCUGCGUCGCAGACUCGCGCAAACUCCAGUCUCGUCUUCUUUCCAACUGGAAGUACAUUCCCAUCGAGGUGGCUCCCAUUGCCGCGCAUCGUGUUGUCUCCGCACUUAAGGAAUUGGGCAGUAUUGAGCCUGCAGUCCGCUUGAGCUCCGCCCCGCAGCCCAAUGUUCCUACAAAAGAACCACUAAAGACUGAUCAAGGGUUUUACAUCAUCGAUGCUCCGUUCAAGACUCUGCUUACGAAAGCGGAUGUGGCAGCAGGCAAGGAUGGCAGUGGAAAGGAUGGGGUGUGGGAGGUCGAAAAACUCUCACAGGCCAUUAAGCUGAUCCCUGGUGUCUUGGAUGUAGGGAUUUUCUCCGGUUUUACUGGUCCACAGGCCCAAGCACAGGGCGGCAUCGGAGGCCAGAAGCCCAUUGCGGCUUAUUUUGGCAUGUCUGAUGGCUCAGUAUCGGUAAGAAAGGCUGCUUAG